This is a messenger RNA of Myripristis murdjan (pinecone soldierfish), 586 nucleotides long. It is a transcript of the gene fam32a, whose product is annotated as family with sequence similarity 32 member A. Gene Ontology annotation, cellular component: nucleolus. NCBI's taxonomy places the organism in Eukaryota, Metazoa, Chordata, Actinopteri, Holocentriformes, Holocentridae. The coding region runs from base 71 to 415 and encodes 114 amino acids. The record is from RefSeq and is a predicted model, not a curated record. The transcript is spliced from 4 exons.
CGUACUGUCAGUCUCCACCAAAACAAAAGAGAAGAAGAAGCUGCAUCGUCUCCAGUCCAGCGGCUCCAAGAUGUCAGCGUACGACGCGGCCCAGAGGAGUUCCCUCAAACUCAAAGGCCUGGGAACAGUGUCCGCCGGGAAGAAGAAGAAAAAGAAGGACAAAGAGAGAAAGCAUCGUCUGGAGCAACAAGUGAUGACCAGUCAAAACGAUGAGGAGGAGACAACCAAGAAAGGCUACACUGACAAAAGGACCCCGGCGCAAAUGGCUUUUGACAAGAUGCAGGAGAAGAGGCAAAUGGAGAGGAUUUUGAACAAAGCAUCGAAGACACACAAACGCAGAGUUGAAGACUUCAAUCGGCACCUGGACACCCUUACAGAGCAUUAUGAUAUUCCCAAGGUCAGCUGGACCAAAUGAAGAGGAGGAACAGAUGUUCACUAUUGUUUUAUUUUAUGUUUACUAUUUCAUUAAAACCUGUCAUGUUUUUUGAAACGAAUCUUUGCCAUUUGAUAGUUUAAAGUUAUUGUUCAGUUUGUGAUGUAAAUGUAAUCAAGGAUCUGAUUAAAUGCAUGUCUUUUACUUCUCUUA